This is a messenger RNA of Penaeus monodon (black tiger shrimp), 825 nucleotides long. RefSeq lists its product as uncharacterized. NCBI's taxonomy places the organism in Eukaryota, Metazoa, Arthropoda, Malacostraca, Decapoda, Penaeidae. The coding region runs from base 10 to 825 and encodes 271 amino acids. Gene Ontology annotation, molecular function: protein binding. Gene Ontology annotation, cellular component: plasma membrane. The record is from RefSeq and is a predicted model, not a curated record. The transcript has 5 exons.
UUAUUUCCAAUGAAGAUCACCACAACCCCCGCCGACUCCCACAACUGCCACAGCCACCACCGCCGACGCCGCCACAACCACCCAGAACAGCCACAACCACAACGACCCCGCCUCCACCAUGAGCAGCGCCCGAGUCAGUCUCAGAGUCCCCCUCAGGAUUACCAACAGCUGAUCCUUCACCAGCUUCGGUUCCUUCGGCUGCUUCUCCUGCUGGUGGUGCUUCAUCAGGCGGGCGCCCUUGGCUGUCGCAUCUCGGAGUUCACCUGCAGUAACUACGAGUGCGUGCCCACCGACGCCUACUGCGACGGGGUGCCCGACUGUUCCGAUCGGAGUGACGAGCCAAGGGACUGCUCGCCAUGCAACCGCACCUUCUACGGGGACGUCGGCAGGAGCUACGAGGUGAAGGUGGAGAAGCCCAAGGACAUGGGAACAACAUUCACCUGCCACCUGACCUUCGUGGCGGAGGGCAGGGAAUUCGGUGACAUCGUCCAGCUCACGAUACAGGAGUUCAGCCUGGGAGACUUCUUCAGCUACAACAGCGGCUGUCCUCAAGGCUGGAUGCAGAUCAGCGAGCGAGAUCGACCUUACACCGACGGAUGCUGGUGCGGUGACGGGCGGGGGUUCAAUGUGUACUACAGCGAGACGGCCACCACGACCCUCACGCUCAAGAAAUUCAUCCCGAUGGACUACAUUCACUUUGAGGGUCUGUUGAAAUCUCCCUUCCGCUUUCGCCUGACCUACAAGACGCUCCGCCAUAGUGAUGCCCUCCUGCGCUACGGGAAUGUGACCAACCCUAAGUACAGAGGAGACCUGGUGGACGAUUAA